This is a messenger RNA of Halteromyces radiatus, 3193 nucleotides long. RefSeq lists its product as uncharacterized. The transcript is spliced from 11 exons. Lineage: Eukaryota; Fungi; Mucoromycota; Mucoromycetes; Mucorales; Cunninghamellaceae. Gene Ontology annotation, biological process: protein phosphorylation. Gene Ontology annotation, molecular function: ATP binding; protein binding; protein kinase activity. The record is from RefSeq and is a predicted model, not a curated record. The coding region runs from base 67 to 3108 and encodes 1013 amino acids.
CUUCAUCUUGUGUUUCCGUUUCUCUAUUGUGUGUGCCAUUAUACCUAAACGUAGACAAGUUAUAUUAUGGCUGUAGGGAGUGGUGUUAAUGUAUCCACUUAUCAAGGCUCAUUCCAAGAUCAAUAUAAUAAAAUCUCUCCUCUAUUAUACAGUAUUGAUCAAUGGCCUAUUGAUAGAGUUACUUUAUGGUUAGAACGACAAGGUUGGCGUGCUUUAAUUCCCUUCUUCAAAAAAAACGACAUUCAAGGUGAUAGGUUUAUUGCUCUUACUGCUAACGACUUAUUACUACUUAUUCCAGAAACCGUUAUGCCUCCUUCUGAAUUGCAACGCCUUGUUAUUGCCAUUCAACAACUCAAGAUACAAUCAGAACAGCAAACGCAUACCAGAACACUCAGUUCCAACAAAUUUAAAGAAUAUAUAUUAUCAUCUUCUUCCUCAGCUCAACAUACACAUGGAUAUCAAAAACUAGAUCGACCUCAUAUAUCUAUACCAUAUUCCCGUACAAGUCAUACCAUACUGGAACAUCCAACGCCAUCCAAUGACAUCAACAAUAAUAAUAUAACCACUGAAUACGAUCGUAUUCGACCAUUUAUUCCUGAACGUACAACUUCAACUACAAGCAAUGUCUCUAAACUAUUAGAAUCUUACACCUACAGUAAUCCUCCUUUAUCUAUUCGAGGUCGUGGAAGCAACAGUUCUCCCAAAGGUUCUUUGUCGUCCAGUAAUCGAUCUCAAGCAAUUUUAGUAUCUACUACGUCCAAUUUACAGUUAUCUUCUUCGCCUAUGAAUAGUCCUAUUAAUUUAACACCAAAUACAAAUAUGGAAUCUGGAUGGAAACUCUCUGGAAAGCGCACACAAAACAAACUGGAUUGUCAUCAAGAGUAUCAUAUACAAGUGACAACUGAUGCUGAAACCUUUUUUGGAUUGGUCUUGACAGAUAUAAGUGAUCCUCAACGAGUCAAACUAGCCAUUCUUGACAAGUUCAAACUCGGUAGUGAUAUUAGACAAUAUACAUAUCAUCACGAAAAUGGAAAUUCUCCUGAUGCACCUCUAGAUGAUGAUUCCUUGAUCAAUAUUUGUCGAAAUUCUGAUCAUAAUAUUACAAAUCGAUUAAUGGUCAAGCCUGUUGAUAUUCAUUAUUCAACUUCCCCUCCUGGCGAUUACAUGAUGUAUAAAUCACAACAACAAAUAUACGCUAAACAUGAAUACCCUAUACCGCAAUUGGAAGAUACCAAUAUGCCAAUACCUUACCAACAACAAUUGAUUUCAACUUUGCAUCACGAAAAGAAGUCAAUUAUCCAAAAUGGUACGCCAUCCGAAAUGAUCCAAAAAUUACAAGGCUUACGAUUGACCGAUUCACCGUUAUCAACCACUCCAACAACUUUAAUAGAUAUGAAGAUCAACGCCGAUUCGAAACGAAAGAUGGAAGGAAUUGUAUUGGAAGAUCCUCCCUUAUCUACGGUCCCAUCAUCAAUAGCAACAACAACUUCUAUUAUGACUGAAAAUAGUUACCACUUGGAUUCAAAACAAAGAAAGGAAGGUAUUAGAUUGGAAGAUCCACCUUUGAUGACACCACCCUCGUCUUCGAGUAAAUUAGAAGUAUCGGAAAAUCACCAUCAACAACAAUCAUCACCUAAUCGAUGGACAAAUACUUCAUCACCGUCCUCUUCACCCAAUCACCAUCAUCAUCAUGGAUUAUCUGGCAGCAACGACAACAACAACAACAAUAAUAAUAAUAAUCCACGUAAUCAAACUGACACUGGAGUGGAUGGCAAUGAUGGCAAUGUAUGGCAAGAACGACCCUCCAUCGAACAGCUUUACCGUGACAUUGAUAAAUAUUUACCGGAUCAUGAUUUAGACAGGGAAAUUGACGUGGACUCGUCUACUGCAGCACCUUUAUCAGUCGAAACUCUUACCAAAAUGAAUAAACGUGUAUCUAUCCGUGCUGUGGCUAGCAAUGCACACAUCACUUGGCGACAAUCACUCAAUGGCCCUCAAAUGAAUCAGAUAUUACGGCGAAAAAGCACGAAACUAUGGGGUCAUGUUGUACGGCAGGUGAAACCGGGAACAAGAUCUUCUGAUGUAUCAUCACCUACUUUGUCGUCACCUUUGGCUCAACACCCAUCUACUCGAGCUUUAGCACAUCAUCAACAACAGCGCCAGGAUCAACAUCAACUUCAUUAUCCAUCAUCAACAAAGUUAUCUUAUAAUGAUCAAGUAGAUCGAUAUGGACCAACGAAAAUGCAAUGGGUACGAGGACGAUUGAUCGGUAAAGGAUCCUAUGGUCGGGUAUAUCACGCUUUGAAUGUGGAAGCUGGAGAAUGGAUAGCAGUCAAACAAGUAGAUAUUCCAACAAGUAGUUCUGAUCUUCAAAAUGACAAACUAGUGGAAUCGAUGGAAGCACUGAAUCAAGAAAUUCGAUUGCUGUCAGAUCUAGAACAUGAAAAUGUGGUACAAUAUCUUGGUUAUGAUAUUGACAAAGAAGAAGAUCAUUUAUAUAUUUUUUUGGAAUAUGUACCUGGUGGAAGUUUGGCCAGUUCUCUUGGAUCCAAAGGUGGUUUUGAUGUUACUUUGGUCAAGUAUUUUACUCGUCAAAUCUUGGUGGGGUUGGAAUAUCUUCAUGAUCGUCAUAUUCUACAUAGAGAUAUCAAAGGUGGUAAUAUAUUGGUUGAUGAAGAUGGAUGUUGCAAGAUCAGUGAUUUUGGGCUAUCCAAGAUCAGUAGUCAAGAAGAAGCAUACAAUCCGAAUUCAAACAAUUCUAUGCGGGGAUCAGUUUAUUGGAUGGCACCAGAAAUUGUGAUUGGACAAAAAUAUGGGGCCAAAGUAGAUAUUUGGAGUUUAGGUUGCACAGUGAUUGAAAUGCUGACAGGAACUCAUCCUUGGGAUUUGAAUAUGUUAGCGGUAGUCUACCAUUUGGGCAAACUUCAAGCACCACCUAUACCUGAAUCCAUUCCUGAUGAUGCAAGAGAUUUUAUUCAAUGCUGUUUGGCUAUUCAACCUGAAGAUCGACCUACUGCUUCAGAAUUGUUGACCAAUCAUCCUUUUGUACGACAAGACCCUUCGUUUCAAUUCAAGGAAUUUAUGUCAAGAUUGAACUUAAAUGAAUAAAAUGGAUAGAUAGUUACUUUGUAGUUGUAGUUAUUUUUGUGUAUUAUUUGUUAGAUUUCAAUAAAGUAUAUUUUAUAGUUCUAUA